CCCCUCCCCGCCCCGCCACGUCCCGCUCGGGCGCCGGCCCCUUCCCUUCCCUCCCUCUUUCCCCUCCGUCCCCGCGGCGGGGCCAUGGCGUUCACGCUGUACUCGCUGCUGCAGGCCGGGCUGCUCGUCGUCAACGCCAUCGCCGUGCUGCACGAGGAGCGCUUCCUCCGCAACGUUGGCUGGGCAAGUGAUCAAGGGAUUGGAGGAUUUGGAGAGGAACCGGGAAUUAAAGCACAGCUAAUGAACCUCAUUCGAUCUGUACGAACCGUUAUGAGAGUGCCAUUAAUAGCAGUGAACUCCGUUACCAUCGUGCUCCUCCUAUUGUUUGGUUGAAGAUACCUGUCACAAAAUUUUUUGGACAUCCAAAGAAGCAAGUUGCUAGCCAACACUGCUCUGAGUUUUCUGGGAUCCAGCACGGUUUAGCUGUCAGUUUGACAUUCAACUUAAAAUAAUAAAGACAGUGUUUCUAUUUAUCCUAUUUCCUAAUGUUCACUUUCAGUUUCAUUAAACAAGAUAAUGGGAUCAAUGCAACAAUGCUGCAAAUAUACUGGACUGUGACAA
Cygnus olor (mute swan) is the source of this 561-nucleotide messenger RNA. It is a transcript of the gene IER3IP1, whose product is annotated as immediate early response 3 interacting protein 1. Gene Ontology annotation, cellular component: COPII-coated ER to Golgi transport vesicle; Golgi membrane; endoplasmic reticulum membrane. The transcript has 3 exons. Gene Ontology annotation, biological process: endoplasmic reticulum to Golgi vesicle-mediated transport. The record is from RefSeq and is a predicted model, not a curated record. The coding region runs from base 85 to 333 and encodes 82 amino acids. Lineage: Eukaryota; Metazoa; Chordata; Aves; Anseriformes; Anatidae.